This is a messenger RNA of Nematolebias whitei (Rio pearlfish), 1504 nucleotides long. RefSeq names its product synaptobrevin-like 1 (gene vamp7). Bases 115 to 777 code for a protein of 220 amino acids. Gene Ontology annotation, molecular function: SNAP receptor activity; SNARE binding. Gene Ontology annotation, biological process: vesicle fusion; exocytosis. The record is from RefSeq and is a predicted model, not a curated record. Gene Ontology annotation, cellular component: membrane; SNARE complex. Lineage: Eukaryota; Metazoa; Chordata; Actinopteri; Cyprinodontiformes; Rivulidae. The transcript has 8 exons.
GGUUUAGAGUAUGUGUUUUUUAAGGCAGAAGUAGCUAGCAGCUGAUGCACAUAUGUCUCUAUUUGAGUAAAUUAUUAGAUACUUGAGGCACUGCUGGUACUUCGAGCUGUUUCCAUGGCAAUCCUGUUUGCGGUGGUGGCUCGUGGGACCACCAUCCUGGCGAAGCACGCGUGGUGCGGCGGGAACUUCCUGGAAGUCACGGAGCAGAUUUUAGCCAAAGUUCCUUCAGAGAACAACAAGCUGACGUACAGCCACGGCAGCUACCUGUUCCAUUACAUCUGCCAUGACAGGAUUAUAUACUUAUGCAUCACUGAUGAUGACUUUGAGAGAUCUCGUGCAUUCAGCUUCCUGAGCGAAGUGAAAAAGCGUUUCCAGACAACGUACGGAUCCCGAGCUCAAACUGCUCUGCCCUACGCCAUGAACAGCGAGUUCUCCUCCACACUAGCAGCUCAGAUGAAACACCACUCAGACCCUCGGGGGUCGGAUCGUGUCACGGAGACUCAGAUGCACGUUGAUGACUUGAAGGGCAUCAUGGUCCGCAACAUCGACCUGGUGGCUCAGAGAGGAGAGAAGCUGGAGCUUCUGAUUGACAAGACCGAGAACCUGGUUGAUGCAUCGGUGACGUUUAAAACGACGAGUCGUAACCUGGCCCGGGCCAUGUGCAUGAAGAACCUCAAGCUGACGCUGGUCAUUGUGCUGGUGUGUGUGGUGAUCAUUUACAUCAUCGUGUCGGCGUCCUGCGGAGGUCUCAGCUGGCCCUCGUGUGUCAACAAAUGAGACGAUGGAGGAAGAGGGGCAGAAGUGCCUGUUCAUCUCUGGACAAAAACCAAUGCAGGACUUUUCUUUGUUGCUUUUCUUCGUUUACCGUCACUACAAAGUCUCUGUCUUCUUCCUGCCUCCUUUCUUGUCCUCCUUUAAAAGAAGCCAGCACAUUAGUUUGCCUUCAAGACCGCCAAUCACAAACGCUCCCAUUCAACCUGACCCUGAUGUGGAGCAAUAAAUGUUUUUGUUUGUCAUACACCUGUUGAAUGCUUUGUGACCCUGUCCUGUACCUUUGUGUAAAUAGUCCAUCCAGAGUUUAACUUGGUAAUGUCUGAGUGUUGCUAACAUCCGGGUUAAACUAUCACUGUCUGAUUGUACCACUCGAAGCUAACGGUUGGACCGAGCUGAAGAAGUAUCAAUACUUUCUGAAUUAGUUCUCCUUCUAAUCUAAGUGUUAUUACAGAACCCAUACAAAUCAAUAUUGCACAUUUAAAUAAUAUUACUGAUAUUUAAUAGUUAUCUUGAAAUAAUUCUGACUUGAGAAAGAGUUUGACUUCCUGGCUGUGAAUGUGAUGAAAGGCUUCUUUUCGACUUUUUUACCUCCUGAGAUGUUCAAUGUACUCAUUUUGCUCAUGUCUGUUAAACAAUGCACUUUUCAGAUCGAACAGAGUCAUUUCCUGGCAUUUAUGUUGAUGUAAUAAUUAAUUGUUGUACAUUCAGAUGUAAAUAAAGUCAAAUGACA